Molecule: messenger RNA, 2514 nt
Organism: Acanthisitta chloris (rifleman)
Lineage: Eukaryota; Metazoa; Chordata; Aves; Passeriformes; Acanthisittidae
Gene: TMEM63C
Product: transmembrane protein 63C
Exons: 22
Coding region: 1-2514 (837 amino acids)
Cellular component (GO): plasma membrane
Molecular function (GO): calcium-activated cation channel activity
Source: RefSeq, a predicted model, not a curated record
AUGGAGAGCAUGUACUCAGUGGAGCCAGCACCUGAUGGUGCCAGCCCCACCUCACUGGAUGAACUCAUCUUCCUGGAUGCCCUGGCAAACAGCACGCAGGAGCAAUGCUUCAGCGCCCGCUCCCGCAGCACUGUCCUGGAAGGGCUGCCGUUCGGAGGUGUGCCCACCGUGCUCGCCAUCAACUUCAUCCUCUGGCUGCUUCUCCUUCUGGUCUUCUCUUGUCUUCGGAAAGCAGCUUGGGACUAUGGACGCCUGGCACUGCUGAUGGACAAUGAUAGUCUGACAUCACUUUUCUACGGAGAGCAGAGUGAGAAGGAGAAGUCCCCAUCAGAGAGCAGCCCUCUGGAUGCCGACAACAAGGAUGUGGGAUUCUGCUCCUGGCUCAUUUCUAUCUACCAGAUGAAGGACGAGGAGAUUCAGAGCAAGUGUGGGAUCGAUGCCACCACCUACCUCUCCUUCCAGCGACACCUCCUGGUCCUGCUGAUGCUGGUCUGUGUGCUCUCUGUGGCUGUCAUCCUACCUGUCAACUUCUCUGGAGACCUCAUGGGACACAAUCCCACCCACUUUGGCCGGACAACCAUCGCCAACAUCCCAACACAGGACCGUCUCCUCUGGCUGCACAGCAUCUUUGCCCUCAUCUAUUUCAUCCUCACUGUCCUUUGCAUGGCUCACCACUCCGUCCACCUGGAAUACAGAGAGAAUGAGAAGGUUGCGCGGACACUGAUGGUAACCCACAUCCCCAGGGAGAUCACAGACCCUUCCCUUAUCAUCAAGCAUUUCCAUGAGGCUUAUCCCAGCUGCACUGUCACCAAUGUCCAGUUCUGCUUCGACGUGCGCAAGCUGAUGAAGCUGGAUGCGGAGAGGCGCAAGGCAAUGAAGGGGCGGCUUUACUUCACCACCAAGGCACAGAAAGAGGGGAAGAUCAUGAUCAAAACCCAUCCCUGCGCUCGCAUCUUCUGCUGCCGCUUCUGUGGCUUUGAGCAGCACGGCAGAGUCCUGGCUGGUGUGGAUGCUGAGCAGUACUACGGGGAGCUAGAGGAGAAGCUCACGGAUGAAUUCAAUGCUGAACGCAACCGCAUCACACUCAAGCGGCUUGACAUGGCCUUCGUCACCUUCCAGGAUGAGCGGAUGACAGCUGUGAUUUUGAAGGACUACAGCCACAUCCACUGCCGCAAGCACCCCCAGCAGUCCUCUGUCACCACUGUGGUCAAGUCACACCACUGGGGUGUUUGCUAUGCACCUGCACCCAGCGAUAUCAUCUGGGAGAAUUUAUCAGUCCGUGGCACAUCCUGGUGGGUACGAUUCAUCCUCCUUAAUAUCUGCCUGUUCGUCCUUCUCUUCUUCCUCACCACGCCAGCCAUCAUUGUCAACACUAUGGACAUGUUCAAUGUCACACACCCUGUGGAGACUCUCAAGAACCCCAUCAUCACCCAGUUCUUCCCCACGCUGCUGCUCUGGGCCUUCUCCGUCUUCCUGCCCUUCCUUGUCUACUACUCGUCAUUCUUCGAGUCGCAUUGGACGAGGUCAAGUGAAAACCAGAUUACCAUGCACAAGUGCUUCUUCUUCCUGGUGUUCAUGGUUAUCAUCCUGCCCUCGCUGGGCCUGAGCAGCCUGGACCUGUUUUUCCGCUGGCUUUUCGAUACCCACUUUCUGGAUGAGGCCGAAAUCAAGUUCCAGUGCGUUUUCCUCCCAGACAACGGCGCUUUCUUCGUCAACUACGUGGUCACCUCCAGCCUGAUUGGGACGGCCAUGGAGCUGCUGCGCAUCCCCGGCCUCCUCGUCUACACUGCUCGUCUCUGCUUUGCCAAGUCCGAGCCCGAGAGGCUCCAUGUCAAGCGGAGCCAAGCCUACCAGUUCCAGUUUGGACUGGAGUAUGCCUGGACCUGCUGCAUCUUCUCUGUCGUCAUGACCUACAGCAUCACCUGCCCCAUCAUCGUCCCCUUUGGGUUGCUCUACAUGCUGCUCAAGCACAUGGUUGACCGGUACAACAUUUACUAUGUGUACAUCCCCACCAAGCUGAACCAGCGCCUCCACGUCGCUGCCAUCAGCCAGGUCGUGGUGGCCCCCAUCCUCUGCAUGUUCUGGCUGCUCUUCUUCUCCAUCCUGCGCCUCGGUCCCACCCGGCCUGUCACCCUCUUCACCUUUGUGGUCCUCCUCUCCUGCAUUAUCUUCUCCUUCUUUGGCCUCUGCCUGAAGAAGCUGCAGCCGCGGAGACCCUCCAGCUACCAGAUGUCUGACCAGUCUGAAGGCUCCUUCAAUGACGUGGAGCGGAGCAGCGUUUCCUCCACCCCCAACUCCAAUCUCUUUGUGGCCACAGUCCUACAGGAGCCUGAGCUGAGCCUGACGCCGGCGGCAUCCCCUGCACAUCAGUCCUAUGGCACCAUGGGCAACCACCUGGAGCCAGCAGAGGACGGGGAGGAUGGGGGGCUGCAGAGCUUUGAGACAGAGCUGGAGACAGUGGAGGGCGAGUACAGGAGUGGCCCCGUGAUGGAGAGCCAAGCUCGCUACCAGUGA